Messenger RNA from Penicillium soppii, 426 nucleotides. RefSeq lists its product as uncharacterized. The record is from RefSeq and is a predicted model, not a curated record. The transcript has a single exon. Bases 1 to 426 code for a protein of 141 amino acids. NCBI's taxonomy places the organism in Eukaryota, Fungi, Ascomycota, Eurotiomycetes, Eurotiales, Aspergillaceae.
AUGCCUAACCACGUCACAGUCGUCUCAUGGCAAGAUGUCUUCCACAGAGAGAUUUGCGCCUACCUAUCUAACAUAGAAGAACUGGCCGUCUAUAUCCGAAUGCACCCCAAAGACAGAACCGUAAAGACAACCGGAAAAAUGUACAACGGCAUGAUGUUCAUCUGGGCGCAGGUCGAGCGCAUUCGAGAAAUCGGGUUGGAAAUGGUCGCCCACGCUCCGAAAAGCCCGCUCAUACUCGAGCGCCGCAAUUAUUGGUUCAUCCGUGCUUUGGCGGAUCAGACUGAAUUCGAGGAUGAGUGCGAUCGAAUGGAGCGCGAAUUGGAUGCCAUGGCCAGGAGGAUUUUCCGUCGCGAGGUCGAUAAUCUUUGGGUUGCGGCGUUUUUGGAGAAUGAGUCUUUGCAUAUAGCGGGGGAGUUUGGGCUUUAG